Molecule: messenger RNA, 597 nt
Organism: Dovyalis caffra
Lineage: Eukaryota; Viridiplantae; Streptophyta; Magnoliopsida; Malpighiales; Salicaceae
Source: the annotation of a GenBank genome assembly
AUGGAAACUAAAUCAGUCGCCGUCGUUAAUAUUGCCAGUACAGUCACCAACAAUAAAGGCCAUCAAGAUGGCGUACCAAAGACGACGAAGAAAAAGCCACGCAUGAACAUCCUUAAGGUGGCAUUGUACAUGCUAUCUCUAAAAUCUGGCAAAUCAAAAUCUGUCCAUACUGAUGUUGCCUCAAAGUGGAAGAAACUCUUGUCUUCCAUGCGCCCUUUGCACAUUAACAGCAACCAAUCGACUACAAAACCUCUCAUUGAGGCCACAGUACCGGCGCCGGCACCUUUAACAUCCACGGAGGUUGUUGAACAAUCAAAGGCUUAUACACCUCCCGCGGCAUACGAGGAUGUUGUUGAACCAUUAGAGGUUUUUACCCCACCUUGGUCACCGGCGCCGCAAAGCAUAGGAUCAUUCUCGUCUGGUCAAACUAGCAAAUACGCAUCGGCACAAAAUCUUCAAGAGCUUGAUGAUCAGAGCGAUGAAGAUGAAGAGGAUAGUUAUUAUGAUGAUAAAUAUGGGGACGAAAUGAUAGACAUGAAGGCUGAGGAAUUCAUCGCUAAAUUUUAUAACCAAAUGAAGCUUCAACAUAAGAGUUAG